This is a messenger RNA of Wasmannia auropunctata (little fire ant), 17203 nucleotides long. RefSeq names its product low-density lipoprotein receptor-related protein 2 (gene mgl). Gene Ontology annotation, molecular function: protein binding; calcium ion binding. The record is from RefSeq and is a predicted model, not a curated record. Bases 428 to 14302 code for a protein of 4624 amino acids. Lineage: Eukaryota; Metazoa; Arthropoda; Insecta; Hymenoptera; Formicidae. The transcript is spliced from 29 exons.
UCGCCCGAUGAUUGCGACCGUGUGUACGUCGCACGCACGAGCCAUGAAUUGAGCUCGCGUUCGCUCGUGCCGCGUCGUCGUUUUACUUUUUUUUUUAAUUUAUUCCGUUGCGCGCACCCCCGUUUUUUUUAUUUUACACUUCGCACUGAAAACGCGCAGAAAACGAAUAUCGGAGCUCUUCACUCGGGGGAAAAUCUGACGGAAAGUGUGCGGAGGCCUGGAGGAUACGCGAUACUAACAUAAUAAUAUUUGCGUGCAAAGUGCGUGCCUCUGUGACUCCUCUCUCUUUCUCUCCUUCUCUCUCUCCCUCUUUGGAGGAACGCGGGUGAAAGAGAGCGAGGGAUAGAGAGAAGCAGAUAAGACAAAAAAAAGAAAAAAAACGAAAAAAGGGGAGAGAGAGAGAGAGAAAGAGAGACAACGGCGUGCGAUGGCUGUGCGGCCACGCAUCGGCCCUUCCGGUGGUGAACGCGCUUCCGGAAGUGCCGGGAACCUCACCGGGAUACCCGUCGUGCGAUGGACCGCCAGGAGUACGCUCGUCGUCGCGGCGGCGGCGUUCGCCGUCCUCCUCGGCGUCGCCGACGUCGUGGCCAUCAGAACAGGCGAUGGCUGCGGGAAUAACAUGUUCAGGUGCAACGACGGCAAAUGUAUACAGUCGAUUCUGGUGUGUGAUUAUCGUGGAGACUGCGACGACAACAGCGACGAAAUGCAAUCGUGUCCGCCGCCCGAUUGCGACAUCGGCCAGAUCACGUGUGGUCAGUACAGUUUCAACAAAACGUACUGUAUACCACCGCAUCAACGAUGUGAUAUGACCGUCGAUUGCGUCGAUGGUACUGAUGAAGACGGCUGUACAUACAGGAAGUGCCAACCAGAUGACUUCAGGUGCGUUGGAACCACACCGGAACUUUGCAUACCCAAAGAAAAGAAGUGCGACGGUUAUCUGGACUGCCGGAACGGCAGGGAUGAGGAGAGAUGCGAAAAUAAUAUGAAGCCGGCCUGCCGAUUGGAUCAAUUCAGGUGCAAUACCACGCAACGCUGCGUCGAGCAGAGUGCGAGGUGCAAUUAUUGGGACGACUGUGGUGACAACAGCGACGAGGAACACUGCAGUUUUCCACCUUGCACUAGUGAACAGUUCCGAUGCGCCAAUGCUCUCUGCGUUCCCAUAGCAUAUCAAUGCGAUGGUUAUAAAGACUGCCACGAUGGUUCCGACGAGAAGUCCUGCACAAUGACAGUCUGUCCAGGCAACAAGUUUAUGUGUCCGAAAGGUGCAUCGGAUGGAAAGCCAUUAUGCAUCAAUCGAUCUCAGCUGUGUGAUGAAAAACAGGAUUGCGAGGACGGGGCGGACGAGGAAGCCGCGUGUUCGACGAGCAUGUGCGGCUCACUUGGUUGCCAACAUAAAUGUCAAGCAUCUCCCACUGGAGGGACCUGUUAUUGCCCCGAAGGAAGAAUCCUUGCUAAUGAUUCGCGAACCUGCGUUGAUCGAGACGAGUGCUCCGAAUUCGGCUUUUGCGAACAGCUGUGUGAGAACACUGACGGCUGGUACACGUGUCACUGCGCGCCCGGCUACAUUCUUCAUGGUCACAACAAGUGUCGCGCCCAGAACAUCUCGGUCCUGGAGCUUCUACUCGCGCAGGAUCGCGCGAUAUGGCGUUUGAGCGCGACCGGCGAGGACCGGAAGAUAAUCGCGAACACCACGGGCGCGAGCGGAGUGGAUUAUCUGUAUUCGCGAAAUCUGAUCUUCUGGAGCGACAUGAAGACGCGGAAGGUUCACUCGGAAUCCCUCAACGUCGGUAGCGAUACGCCAGCCAAGGUUGACAUCAGUAUGGCGGGCUCCUGGGGACCCGUGUCGAUCGCGAUAGAUUGGAUCGGUGACAAGCUCUACGUGGCGGACUCCAUCGUGCAAAAAGUGGACGUAUUCGAACUGGAUGGACGUUAUCACGGGAUCGUGGUGGGUUCGAAUCUCACCAGCCCGACCGACAUCGCGCUGGAUCCCACGCGGGGCAUCAUGUUCAUUGCCGACAGCAAGCAGGUCCUACGCACCAACAUGGACGGCACUAACGCGUUCCCCGUCGUCUCCGAAGCAGCCUACAAGGUCUCCGGCGUGGCUGUUGACAUCAUCGUCAAGCGGAUCUACUGGUGUGACUCACUGUUGGACUACAUCGAAACGGCGGACUACAGAGGUCACAACAGGGUGAUGAUUCUCAGAGGUUCCCCUCAAGUGCCAUCCGCAAUCAGACUUACUCUUUUCGAGAACAGGAUAUUCUGGACGGACGGCACAAAACAAGCCGUCAUGAGCGUCGACAAGACUCAGGGAGAUUAUUCCAUCCAAAGUGUAUUUAAGGUACGCGACGCCAAAGCUAUAAAAGCCUUGCAUCCACUCGUGCAACCUAGCGUCUCAAAUCCUUGUGGCAAUAAUAACGGCGGCUGUCAACACAUGUGCAUCGUCACAGCUUCCAGCGAUCAAAACAAUCGAUUAGGCUAUCGCUGCGCUUGCCACAUUGGAUGGCGAUUGGCAAGCGACAUGAGGAACUGCAACUUGGUUCAAGAGUUUCUCAUGUAUUCGCAGCAGAGGUUCAUUAAAGGCCGCGUACUCAAUCCUGUAAUGGAAGGCUUUAGCGAUGCUAUCCUACCGGUAGUAUCUAGACGGGCACGAUUCGUUGGACUUGAUUACGACGCACACGACCAAUAUAUCUAUUACAGCGACGUUCUUCAGGACGUUAUAUACAGGGUACAUCAGAACGCGACCGGACGCGAAAUCGUCCUGGCUAGUCAGAAUGAAGGGGUGGAAGGGCUCGCGGUUGAUUGGGCCGCGAAGAACUUGUACUACAUCGAUUCGCGUAAAGGUACAUUAAACGUGCUCAGCACUCGGAAUGUCACAUAUCGGCGGACAUUAUUGAAGAAUCUGAAGCGUCCUCGCGCGAUCGUAAUCCAUCCGAACCAGGGUUACAUCUUUUUCUCUGAAUGGGAUCGUCCGGCCAACAUUAGCAGGGCUCACGCUGACGGUUCCAACCUGGUCGUCUUCAGAAAUCUAACUCUAGGUUGGCCAAAUGGACUGGCGAUCGAUUUUAUCGAAGAUCGAUUGUACUGGUGUGACGCUCUGUUGGAUCACGUGCAGCAUUCGAACCUGGACGGCACGGAUGUGCGAACGGUGAACUCCCGACUGAUACGACAUCCGUUUUCCAUCGCAAUCCACGAGAGCUGGAUGUAUAUCACUGAUUGGCGUCUUGACGCCAUUAUUCGGUUGCAUAAAGAGACUGGUGAGCAGGAAGCUAUUCUGGUCCGUGAACCCGCUACCAACAGACUUUACGGCGUGAAAGUCUUCAGCCGUGAUAUUCAGAAAACGACAAGCAAUCAUCCUUGUACCAUUAAUAAUGGCGACUGCGAAAAACUUUGCUUUGCUAUUCCGGAUAACUCCUCACGCUCCGACAUCAUGUUUCCGGGUAUGCAACCCACACCGAAGCUCACUCAAGUAUGUGGAUGUCCUUAUGGAGAACGUCUUCAGAGUAAUGGUAGGAGCUGCGCAGCGGAUCCUGAUGGAGAACCGCCUUUGCAAGCGUGUCCACAUACUUGGGAUUUCACUUGCGCAAAUCAGCGAUGUGUCCCGAAAUCCUGGGUAUGCGACGGUGAAAAUGAUUGUCUCGACAACAGUGACGAAAUGCAAAACUGCACAAAACCAACGUGCAGCGCAAACGAGUUCCAAUGCAAAUCAGGUCGUUGCGUACCGAUGACGUUCCAUUGCGAUUCUGAGAACGAUUGUGGCGAUUACAGUGAUGAGAUGGGUUGCCCGAACGUCACCUGCAGCGCAAAUCAGUUCGCUUGCGCCAAUAAUCGCUGCAUCCCCGCAACAUGGAAGUGCGAUUCCGAGAACGACUGCGGCGACAGUUCCGACGAGGGCGAGUUUUGCGCAGCAAAAACUUGCUCGUACUUCCAAUUUACUUGUCCGCGCUCCGGUCACUGUAUACCACAAUCCUGGGUAUGCGAUGGCGACAGCGAUUGCUUCGAUCAACAGGAUGAGAUGGAUUGCCCGCCGGUUACUUGCCUCAGCACGCAAUUCACGUGCGCGGAUCAAAAGAUGUGUGUCUUAGCAUCGUAUAAGUGCGAUGGCAUCAGUGAUUGCAAUGACGGGUCAGACGAAGUGGGCUGCCCGUCAUUGGCGCCGGAUCAGUGUAACACUGACAAACAGUUCCAAUGUGUCAGUUCCGCUAUCUGCAUACCGAGAAGCUGGUACUGCGACGGUACCGCGGAUUGUCCGGACAAGUCCGAUGAACCGGAAUCAUGCGGAAAGGUCGACUGCCAGACUGGAUUUUUCAGAUGCCGAAACGAGAGAUGCGUGUUCAAGGCAUACAUCUGUGACGGAAAAGACGAUUGCGGAGAUGGAUCCGACGAAGACACCGAACUGCACGCAUGCGGUCCUCCCGCGUUCAAGUGCGAUUCCCAACAAUGGAAGUGUCCGGGCAUAACGAAUCGUUGCGUGAAUACGACCAGCGUAUGCGACGGCAAGUCAGAUUGUCCCAAUGGAGCGGACGAGGGACCCGCUUGUGAUUCCGCCGAAUGCAGCCAUCAAGGUGGAUUAUGUACCAACGGUUGUAUCCAAACUCCGUACGGUGCGCAAUGCACCUGUCCGGCUGGCGAGGAACUCAGCAGCGACAGCUUGACAUGUCAAGACCUGAACGAAUGCGAACCGCAGGGAAGAUGCUCGCAGACAUGCGUGAACACGAAGGGCAGCUAUUAUUGUGGCUGCGUGGAUGGUUAUACGUUAGACGCGGAUAAGCAUACGUGCAAGGCAUUCAAUCACAGCGCUGCGUUUUUGAUUAUCUCUAACAGGCAUACCAUUCUAGUGGCUGAUCUUCAGGAUCAGGCGCUGGAACGAGUUCCUAUCAACGUGGAAAACGUUGUGGCAACCGCCAGUAAUAUGCACACAGGCACUAUCUUUUGGUCGGACAUGAAGCUGAAGCGAAUCUCGCGGUUAGAUCGCGGUAGUGAUCCUCAAGAUAUUAUCAGUACCGGUUUAGACCUGGUGGAAGGUCUAGCCUACGACUGGAUAGGCCAGAAUCUGUAUUGGUUAGACUCAAAGCUAAAUACAAUCGAAGUGGCUAAGGAGACUGGGGUUGGCAGAAUGAUUCUCGUCAAGGAGAAUAUUACGCAGCCACGUGGAAUGUGUUUGGAUCCCAGUCCAGGUGCGAGAUGGCUUUUCUGGACUGACUGGGGUGAAAAUCCUAGAAUCGAAAGAAUUGGAAUGGACGGCACCAAUCGAUCGACUAUCAUCAGUACAAAGAUUUAUUGGCCUAACGGUCUAGCGCUAGAUAUCGCAACUCGUAGGAUAUAUUUUGCAGAUAGCAAGCUAGACUUCAUCGAUACUUGUCUCUAUGACGGCAGCAAGAGACUUCAGGUUCUAGCCAGCUCGCACUAUCUCCUGCAUCCCCAUUCGCUUACUCUCUUCGAGGACACUAUGUAUUGGACUGAUCGGCAGCUCAAUCGCGUACUAUCCGCACACAAGUUCAAGGGUUCUAAUCAGACGGUGGUGUCGCAUCUAAUUUCGCAGCCUCUUUCCAUACACGUACAUCACGCAGUACUACAACCAAUCACUGCGAAUCCUUGCGCUAACACUUCCUGUGAACAUCUAUGUCUCCUAUCGCCCAGUAAUCCAAAAGGAUACAAUUGCAAAUGCCAGGUUGGAUUUAAAUUAUUGUCUGAUGGACGUUGCAUGGAAGAGGAAACGCCAUAUUUAAUGGUUCUUCGAGGUUCUCAAAUCGUUGAUGUUUCUUUGACGCCUAAAGAAACAAAGACUGGAUACAUCACGCCUAUCGUAGGUGUGGAAGGUGGAAGAUUUAUCGAGUAUGACAGAAGGGACCGUAUUAUUUACUGGUUGCAAGGCAAAGAUGGCGACAAUGAGAAUGGUACGAUUUAUUCUAUUCCCUAUAACGGCGGCAACCGAACGGAGUUUCCGAAUCCUGCGGGCGAUACCGGCAUCGUCGGUUCACCAUCCACUAUGGCGCUGGAUUGGCUUGGACGUAAUAUGUUUAUCGGCAACAAAUUCGCAUCCAAUAUUGAAGCUAUCAAAUUGGAUGGCAAAACGCGAUACCGCACAAUCGUUUUGUCAAACGAUGGAAAUCUCACGUCGGUAUCUAAACCGAAGGCGAUGUGCGUUGAUCCUAUUGACGGGCAAGUAUUUUGGGUGGAUGAUGGAGGUUUCGGAGUGCCUCAGAAGAUUGGACGUGUGAAUAUGGACGGUACCAAUCCGCUAGUUCUCGCAAACAAUAUAGAACGUCCCGAAGCAAUUACCAUCGAUAUACCUAGCAAGACGCUAUACGUCUCUUCUCAGAAUCCGGCUUAUGUUAAAGCCAUGUCAACGGACGGUCUGAAUGUUCGCACCAUUCUUUCUGCGGCAAACAACAUAGCAUUGCCUAAGGCAAUAGCUGUCCAUGAGUCUCGUCUGUACUACCUGGAUCCGCUUUACGACAAGAUUGAACGUGUUGAUUUGCCUAGUGGUGACAACCCAACCAAAAUCAUUGAUAACGAUUCUGAGCUUCGUACUUUAACCAUUUAUAAAAAACGUGCAACCGGAUCUCAUCCUUGUCUUAUAAACAACGGUGGUUGCGAACAGCUUUGUCUGCCUGCGUCCGGAGGCACGCGCGUUUGCGCUUGCGGAAUGGAAUAUAAAAAAGUCACGGAGACUGGAUGUGAACCGUACAAGACUUUCGCGGUGGUAACUCAGCUGGAUGUUGCCAGAGGUUACAGUCUCAAAGAUUCCAAGGAAGCCAUGGUACCCAUUACUGGAGUUGGCCAUCAUAUCCUUCAUGUCGAUGUACAUUACGCGGGUAACUGGAUAUAUUGGGUGGAAUUCAAUCGAGGCAUUUGGAAUGGCAUUUUCAGAAUACGACCCAACGGCACGGAAUUGCAACAGGUAGUUAAACAGGGAAUUGGUUCCAAUGGAAUUCGUGGCCUAGCCGUAGACUGGAUUGCAGGAAACUUAUAUUUCGCUAAUGUUUUUCCUCAUGAUAACUACGUAGAAGUCUGCUGGUUGGACGGUUCCAACCGAAAGGUGCUGGUGAAGACGACGACGGACGCUCCUCGAGAGCUGGCUGUAAAUCCUAUCAAACGAUACUUGUAUUGGAUCGAUUACGGACAAUAUCCUCGAAUAGGCAAAGCCUUCCUCGACGGUACCAAUUGGUUCCCUAUUGUGACGUCUGGUAUUAGCACACCGCGCGAUCUAACGAUCGAUCUUGCAACGCACGACGUUUAUUGGGUGGACUCAAAAUUAGACAUCAUCCAGAAAAUGUCUUUCAACGGUGGAAGUCGAGAAAUUAUACGUAGGAAUCUGCCAAAUCCAAUGGGCGUUGCUAUCUUUGGCGGAGACGUCUACUGGGUAGAUCGAAAUUUGGCCACCGUUUUUAAAGCGAGCAAAUUAAAGGGCAAUACUAGCCUUCCUAUCCCCGUUAGAACAAAUCUGCAAAAGCUCAGAGACAUUGCUAUCUUUGAUCAAAACAGUCAACCGCCGGAUGCCACAAAUCCUUGCUCUCAGGUAACAAAUGGCGGAUGCGCUCAACUGUGUUUCGCUUUCCCGAAAGACUAUAAUAGAACGUUCACUUGCGAUUGCGCAGUGGGUAAACUCGCAGCCGACAAUCGUAGCUGUGAUACCGUUAGCGAAUAUCUAGUAUUCGCCACGCGAACUGAGAUCCGCGCCAUUCAUUUAGAUCCGCACAACACUAACGUACCCUUCGCAUCCGUUGGAAACCUGACGAAUGUAGUCGGAGUGGACUUUGAUUAUCAGGACAAGAGGCUGUUGUUUACUCAAAUUCGUCCUUGGGCGAAAAUCGCGUAUAUGUCGUCGGAUCAUCCGUCCUCUUCCGAACUGCACACGCUGAUCAGUAAAGGAAUUAAUCCCGAGGGCAUUUCGUACGACUGGACUCAGAAGAAGGUAUACUGGACGGAUUCGUCGAACAACAGUAUCUACGCAAUGGACCUCGACGGAUCUAACUUGGUGAUGAUCGCACGCGUGGACCGUCCACGCGCCAUCGUCGUUGAUCCUUGCAACGGUUCACUCUACUUCACCGAUUGGGGUCGUUUUGGAACGUCCGGGAAGAUUUUCAAAGCGACCAUGGCGGGAUCGCUGAAACGUGCUAUUAUUGACAAAGAUCUUUCGCAACCGAGUGGUCUGGCGAUCGAUUACGAAGAUCGGAUGCUAUAUUGGACCGAUGCCGUGCGCGAGAAGAUCGAGCGGUCUGAUCUCGAGGGGAAGAAUAGAGAAAUUCUGGUCAGCGCCACCAUCUAUCCCUUCGCUAUCACCGUCCACAAGCAGCAUAUCUAUUGGACAGAUCUCCAGCUUCGUGGAGUUUACCGAGCGGAGAAGCACACUGGAGCCGAUAAGAUCGAGCUGGUGAAGCGAUUGGAGGACUCCCCGCGAGAUCUUCACGUUUUCUCCGGAGACAGACAGACAUGUAGUGCUGAUAACAAUGCUUGCACACACAAUAACGGCGGCUGCGAUCAAUCCUGCCAUCCGGGUGCCAACUACACCUCAGAAUGCAAGUGCAACGAUAAUAGCAGGCUGGUGAACGAAGAUAGAAUGUGCGUGUCAAAGAACGUCACUUGUGAUGGGAACAAGUUCGCUUGUAGAAACGGCAGAUGCAUCUCCCGAAUGUGGGCGUGCGAUGGCGACGAUGAUUGCGGCGACGGUUCCGACGAGGACACCGAUUACUGCUCUCACCACUCGUGCAGUCCGAACGAAUUCCGUUGCAACAACGGCCGGUGUAUCUUCAAAACAUGGAAGUGCGACCACGAAAACGACUGUCGGGAUGGCAGUGAUGAGGAGGGUUGCGUUUAUCCGCCUUGUGCAUCAGGAGAAUUUACCUGCGCCAAUCACCGCUGUAUCCCGCAAUCUCAGGUGUGCAACGGUAUUAAUGACUGUAAGGAUAACGUUACGUCUGACGAAACGCAUGAGCGUUGUCCUCGCAACACUACGUGUCCGUUGAAUCAUCUCAAGUGCGAGAAGACGAAUAUCUGCGUGGAGCCCUACUGGCUAUGCGACGGCGACAAUGAUUGCGGCGACAACAGUGACGAGAAUCCGAUUCACUGCGCACAGAGGACCUGCCCUCAGAACAGUUUCCGAUGCCCCAAUCACAGGUGCAUUCCAGCUACUUGGUACUGCGAUGGAGACGAUGACUGCCUAGACGGAAGUGACGAGCCGCCUGGUUACUGCCAAUCCGAAGGUAGAACAUGUUUCGGCGAUCUGUUUACAUGCGACAAUGGUAACUGCAUUCCUAGAAUUUACAUUUGUGACGGAGACAACGAUUGUCUGGAUAACUCUGACGAAGACGAGCGUCAUCAGUGCAAUGACAGAAAAUGCGACGAAGAAACCGAGUUUACUUGCAUCGCGAACAAAAUGUGGAAUCGCGCCCAGUGCAUCCCGAAGAAAUGGUUGUGCGACGGAGAUCCUGACUGCGUUGACGGGGCCGAUGAGAAUGUAACUUUGCAUCACUGUCCGGCGCCAACCCCUUGCGCCGAAGGUCAGUUUACGUGCAACAAUGGUCGGUGUCUGAACCGCAGCUGGCUGUGCGAUCACGAUAACGAUUGCGGCGACGGCAGCGACGAGGGCAAGUUCUGUAACAGCCAAUACAAGCAUUGCAGCACCCAAGAGUUUACAUGUCAAAAUUUCAAGUGUAUACGCAAGCAGUUCCGCUGUGACGGUCAAGACGAUUGUGGUGAUCAUUCGGACGAAGUAGGAUGUCCGUCCAGAGGAAAGAACACGACGUGCCCGAAUCCGAAGGACUUCAUGUGCGCCAACGGCAACUGCAUUGAUUCGCAGCUGGUGUGCAACAAGGAGCCGGACUGCGCCGACGAGAGCGACGAGCCGCCGCACUGCAACGUGGACGAGUGCGCCCGUGUUGAGACGAACCAGUGCGGGCACAAAUGCGUGGAUACGCCGACUAGCUUCUACUGCGAGUGCAACCACGGCUACAAGCUGCUGGCCGAUGGCAAGGCCUGCGACGACAUUGACGAGUGCAUCGAGACGCCCCAGGUAUGCAGCCAACAAUGCGAGAACACGCCUGGCGGUUAUUACUGCAAGUGCAACGAGCGCUGGUACGAGAGGGAAGCCGACGAGCAUACGUGCAAGCGACGAGACAACAUUCAGCCGUGGAUCGUGUUCACGAACAAGUAUUACGUUAGGAACAUGUCGAUUGACGCGUCCAACUACAGUCUGAUGCAUCAAGAUCUGGUCAACGUCGUUGCGCUUGAUGCGGAUUACGGUCAGCAGAUGCUAUACUUCUGCGACGUCACCGCGAAAACAAUAUACAGAGCACCAGUGAACGGCGGCGAGAGGGAACCAAUUAUCCGUCACGACAGUUUAGGACUUGAGGGUAUUGCUAUCGAUUGGGUUGGUCGGAAAUUGUAUUGGUUGGAUCGUCAUGCAAAGCAUUUGGACGUUGCCGAGCUUGAUGGCACGAACAGGAAGACUUUGCUGACCGGAAUAUCGGAUCCACGUGCGAUCGCGGUACAUCCCGGUACCGGAUACCUGUACUUUACGUCCUGGCAUCUUCAGGCGUACAUUGGUAAGAUGGGCAUGGACGGUAGCAACUUCACUCAAAUUCUGACGUGGCAGGAUGACAUCGCCUGGCCGAACGCCCUGACAAUCGAUUACUUCACCGAUCGCAUCUUCUGGGCGGACGCCCAUCUGGAUUACAUCGCCUUCGCCGAUCUCGAGGGCCACAAUCGGCGGAUCGUCCUGUCCGGCGCUACUGUGCCACAUGUCUUUGCCAUCACUGUAUUUGACGACUUUAUUUACUGGACCGAUUGGAAUCUAAAAGCGAUCAGCCGGGCGGAGAAAUUCUCCGGAGCGCGUCUACAAGUGUUACGCAACACCACUCACCGACCCUACGACAUCCAUGCCUAUCACCCUCUUCGGCAGUUACCCUACAACAAUCCCUGCGCGGAGAACAACGGCGGUUGCUCGCAUCUCUGCCUCAUUGCACCGCCUGCUAGUUCGUACUUGCUCGAAGGAUACGGCCAGCCUGGAGUCACCUCCUACAAAUGUACGUGCCCGAAUCAAUUUAUUCUGGACAAGGACAGCAAGACAUGCAUAGCGAACUGCACUGCGGGCCAGCAUCGUUGCGGACCACCCGACGAGAAGUGCAUCCCUUGGUACUGGAGAUGCGACGGAGAAAAGGAUUGCAAGGACGGUUCUGACGAGUCGUCAAGUUGCCCGAAGAGGAUCUGCCGACCAAGCCUAUUCCAGUGCGCAAACGGAAAUUGUACACCGAGCGUGACGAUUUGCGACGGAAUUGACGACUGCGGUGACAAAAGCGACGAAGCCAAGUGUGCGCUCGAAUGCGGAGAGCUCGAGUUCAAAUGCAAGUCCAACGGCCGCUGCGUACACGACUCCUGGAAAUGUGAUGGAGAUGCCGACUGUAAAGACGGCAGCGAUGAAGAUCCUUCCAUUUGUCGCAACCGUGCCUGCGAUCAGAGCACCGAGUUCAGUUGCAAGAACGGCAAGUGCAUUCCCAAGCUGUGGAUGUGCGACUCCGAUAACGAUUGCGGCGACGACAGCGACGAGCCGGCGUACAUGUGUCGGCAAAGGAACUGCACGACCGGGUGGCAGCGGUGUCCGGGACACGCAAACUACCGAUGCAUUCCGAAGUGGCUGUUUUGCGACGGCAAGGACGAUUGCCGCGACGGUUCCGACGAGCGUCCGGAGAACUGUCCGAAGUGCGAUCCCACCAUGGACUUUAGAUGUGCCAAUAACCGGUGCGUACCGAAGCAGUGGCUGUGCGAUUUCGCCGACGAUUGCGGGGACGGUAGCGACGAGAUAGAGGCGAUGUGCAAGGGCAAGUAUCGCCAGUGCUCCGAGUCCGAGUUCAAAUGCAAAAAUGGCAAGUGCAUCGCGUCCAGAUGGAGAUGCGACAGCGAGGACGAUUGCGGCGACAAUAGCGACGAGGAGCAAUGCCAUCAAUGGGUGUGCAAGAACGAGAGCUUCCAAUGCGCCAGCGGUCAUUGCAUUGCGUCAUACCUGCGUUGCGACGGAGCGCGAGACUGUCGCGACAUGAGCGAUGAACUCAACUGCCCGCCGAGAUACCCGGGAGGAAGAUACUGCCCACAAUCGCGAUUCCAAUGUAACAACAAUCUUUGCGUCUCGCUGAACGACAUCUGCGACGGCACCGACGACUGCGGUGACAAUUCUGACGAAAGUCCUACCAUGUGUGCAAACUUCCAGUGUGAUACACACAGACGGUUCCAGUGCGCCAAUCAUAAGUGUAUAGCCAGAUACCAACUGUGCGACGGGAUCGACAACUGCGGCGACGGUUCCGAUGAGAACAACAUGACGAUGUGCGUGAAGCAGACUCGUCCGUGCGACCUGACGGAAUACACCUGCGCGAACAAGAAAUGUAUCGACCAUCUGAAACUUUGCGAUCUCGCGGACGAUUGCGGGGAUCUGUCGGACGAGUUGGGAUGCCAUCACAGUCAGCACUGUUCGGACAAUAAUCGGGGCGGUUGUGCACACGACUGCCACAAUCUCGUUGACGGUGGCUACAUCUGCACUUGUUAUCCCGGUUACAUAAUCUCGCCGGAUAAUCGGAAACACUGCGUGGACGUUGAUGAGUGUCAGACCGGUAACCAUCAGUGCUCUCACAUCUGCACGAACUUAAACGGCACAUACGCUUGCUCUUGCCGGGAAGGUUUCCAAUUGUCGGACACAUACAGUGGCGUGUGCCGCGCCGAAGACAACAACAUUGUCGUGCUAUUUGCAAACGGGCCCGAACUGCGAGCCUACGACCUGCGCACCAGGGAAGAGAUGGACGUGAUAGACAAUGAAAAGAGAGUGCAGGCCAUUGAUUUUGAUCCCAGGUCAGAAUACGUAUUUUGGAUUGACUCGUACGACAACACUAUUAAACGGUCCUACAUGGUAAAUGCCAAAGAAGGAGAAGCAAAGAUUGGACACGCGCAGGACCUCAAUAUGAAGACUGACUCCAGGCCAACGAGUUUAGCGGUGGAUUGGAUUUCCGGUAAUUUGUAUUGGAGUGAAAUCGAUCAAUCGGGAACUACUCCUCGCGGUCAAAUUAUGGUGUCUAAAUCGGACGGCAGGUAUCGACGUAGCUUAAUUACAACGAAUCUCGAACAACCAACAGCAGUGGUCGUGGAUCCCGAGCGUGGGGAGGUUGUAUGGGCCGACUCGGGUAAUCAACCGAAAAUCGAGAUAGCCUGGAUGGACGGAGCUAGGCGCAAAUCACUCGUGUCGGAACGAAUCGCCAGUCCUUCGUCGCUUACCAUCGAUUAUGCUAUGGAGCACACGCUUUAUUGGUCCGACAACAAGUUGGACACCAUCGAGGCGAUCAGUUUGGCGGGUACCAACAGGAGAGUUGUUUUGAAGGGCAGACCGCUCAGGAAUCCAAUAGCACUGGACGUUUUUGAGAACAAUCUUUAUUGGACCACUAAGCAAACGGGUGAACUUGUUCGUCAGGACAAAUUCGGCCGAGGAGUUCCCCAGACUAUCGUCAGGAAUCUCCCUAGUCCUGGUGGCGUUAGAGUCUAUCAUCAGCUGAGAUACAACACCAGUCUAAGAGAUCCGUGUCAUAACGAUCAGUGCACUCAUCUGUGCGUAACAAUUCCUGGCGGCCACCGCUGUCUCUGCUCGGACAGCGUUGGUCCCUUCCAGCGUCUGAUGAGGGACGACAACGAGAGGCAUUGCGAUGCCACGAAUGAGAGGCCUCUGCCGGAGCCUAGGGUAUGUCGCUGCCAGAACGGCGGACGGUGUCAAGAGGUGGACGACAAGCUGGCGUGUAACUGUCGUGAAGACUUCCACGGCGAAUUCUGCGAAACAGCGGCGGUCGCCGCUCGGGCAGGCGGAUCAACCGCUGCUAUAGUUAUUCCCAUAGUCAUAUGCCUGUUGGUGUUGUUCUGCGCUGCUGCGAUCUUCAUGGUUCUUAAGAAGCGACCAUUUGGCAAGCCUGGUGGUCUUGGCAGUCUCACAGGUGCCCAGAGUGUUUCCUUCCGCCAAGGCAGCAAUGUAGAGUUUGGUGCAGAAGCUCACGAAAGAAUGGAACCUCUUGACGUGGAGUAUAACUUGAACGAUGUUAGUAAUAAGAACCGAGACUUUAGUAACCCAAUGUACGAUGCGGUGAACAUGGAGAGCGGUACCACGAACGGUACCGGCGCCGGCAGUAUGUACGAGAUGCCGGCGGAGAUGAAGCCCUCCAGCAUACAGCACAAAGAGCCCCCGCAACUGCAUCUGAAGAGGAGAGAACUGGACCCCACGCCCAUCGACUCGGGAAAGGAUACUCAACAACUGGUCGAGGAGGACAAGUCCGAGUGCUAGGAUUACAAUUCCCAUUUAGGAACUCCUUCGGAUCUGUUGUGCUUCGAACUUGAAAAUGCAGGGUGGAGACGUUUCCACGAGCCUGCGAAGAAAUACAUAGAGACACGAACGUAAAUUAGUUAAUCAGUUUUACGUAAACAGUGCGGAUUACACUUCGCAACUGCUCGUGUGCGUUAUUUAUUAAGCUAUUCACCGAGACGUUUCUAACAUGUGGCAAUUAAUUCGAGAUUUUGUCUUAUCCAGUGAUCCACGAAUAUAAGAGUAUCGGGAUCUCUGGAUUUCUGUGAAGAAGAGGAUAUCAGGAUUAUAAAUUGUCAUAUAGACAUAAAGGAAGAGAAGAGAGAGAGUCUUUGACGCACGGUUUUAUAAAAGUUUUGACGAAAAUUUCACAGAUUUUAAUUAGAUCUUUAGAUUCGGAAAUAGAAUAUUUUAGGACAUCGCCUUUUGACAUUUUUGAAAAAAUAAAAUAAAAAAAAAAAUAUUUUUAUGUAGCAGUCAUAAGUCAACUUCGCGUAUCCUCAAAUCUAAGAAGCUCGACGUGUUUAGGUUUUUAAUUUUCUGCAUCCUCUAGAUCUAUGAGAAUUUCUGACCACAGAUUCUCAUAAAUCUCUAGAUUCCUUCCAGCCAGGAAUUGUGAACUGGCUUUAGGAUCUUAAAAUUUCGGAAAGUAUAGAACGGCCGCGAGAUGACAACGGUCACCAGAUAAAUCGAUGGUAUCGAUUUCACGAGGAAAGGGGAAAGGGAGAGAAUAGGGCGAAAGCAAAUUGCAAUAGGCACGAUCGUGUCAUUUUUUACUAGGUGUGUGAUUUGUAAGUCUUGUAAAUAUAAUUGCUAACAAAGUAUAAUGUUCAUGUUAUCCGUGUACCAUAAAAGACGCAACACAUUCCAUUCUUUCUCAAGGUUGCUGCUUGAAGUGUAACGAUAACAGCGGGACACUUUCAAUAGCUAGGAUGUGUAUGUAUAUGUGUGUGUAUGCGUGCACGUGCGUGUAGUGCUCGAAUUGGUACACUCAGUCCGUAAAUAAUUCUUUUCACCACACACCCGCCUUAUAUUUCUGUGUUUUUCAAACAUUUAACAAUUUGCAUUGUAACGAUACGGAGAAAUUAUGUUGCAAAAGAAAACAAUUUAUUUAACUCGAGUCCAAAACAUUUUAGGAGGCUCAAAUAAAAUUUGUAAAAAUUCGAUAACUCUAACAAUUUGAGUACGUUUCGCUUGUUUUUGCUGUACAAUUUGAGCACUUAUAGCGUACGCGUGAAAUUUAUUCUCAACUGCAAUAUGACGGGAUCAAAUUUGACUUCGAUAGAGGUUUGUAAAGCUCAAAGAUAUUGACCAAUAUCUUAUUAUUAUAUUUAGUUUAAUUCAAUAUUCUUCAUUACACUUCUUCUCUUCGUGUAUUAUAAAAUAAAGCAAUGAGAGAUUUAGUAUUACCUCUAUAACAGCCAUUGAUUUUAAUGAGAAUUCAAUGGCAGAAAAUGUUCUCGGGGUUGAAGAUGAUCCUGCUAACUAAACUACAGUAGUUGAGCGUUAACGAUGCACGUACGUCCGUUUAAAAAAAAAGCUGUAUUCUUAGCGGAAGUAUUUUUGUAAGGCGUGGCGUUAUAUAGUUUUUUAUGUUGAAAAGUGGCCUUUUUCUUGUUACGAUGAGUCGAGGCGUGCAAUGCUCGAGGAGCGAGACAGAUAUGUUUCACGCAUGAGCGUUAUUAAAUGUUAUUCUUGCGAAUGUUACUACGGAGCACAAUCGAUUUUACGACAGAACGAAACGUCUCCUGCGCAGCGAAAACAUUGUGCUUUCGGAACAUUGUGCCCGGCCGACGUUAUUGUACAUUUUUCUAGAUUUUGUGAGGUACUCCUCCUGCAAAAGAUAGCUGUAUUAAAAGGAAUCGACGACAAUUCGUUCUAUGAGUUUAACUUCCCGAGCUUCGAAAUCAGAGAUUUAUUUCAAUAACAAUAGUUUUGCAUACCUUUCUAUUCUUCCUACUAUUCCUGGACAGUUAGCACUGCGUUUCUCCAACGAUUUCCUCUCUUCCGCUACUUACGUAAUAAUGGCAAACAAACGAAAUCUACAUAUUUUAAUUUGCAUUAAAAUAUGUUUAAUAUAUUUUUAAUCCCUGGUUUAAAUGAAAUAUUGAUUAAAGUUAUUGAUUUUGCUAAAAAGUCUAAAACUAAAAGGUAUUUAAGCUAGCACUAAUUAUUUUAAUUCUAAUCCUGAGGGAGAUGAUCAAUGUAAAUCGAGCGUCAGUUAAUUCCUUUUAAUGCAUAUAUUUUUUACAGGGUCAGUAAGCGUAAUUCUUCUUCCGUGCAAAUUAUGAUUAAUGUAACAUCUUUGAAUCGUUAAUAAUUCAGUAAUGCAACUUCUAGUCUUGAGAAAAUAAUAAAUUUAUUAAAUUCAAUCCUCAAGACUUUUUAGGUUUUCUUCAUUUUAUAUCGUAAUUUCAAAAUGAAGUGUCCUUUAUUCUAUGAAUAAAGUGUCUUAAAUUCUGUAAAUAAAUAAUUUAAACACAUAGAUUUUGAAGAAGAAGCGCUCUCGGCAAAAUGAUCAAUCUAGAAUACAAGAAUAUUAUUUAUAAUUUAAUUUGUGCCUUGGUAAAGAGAUUGAGAGAUCAACGUGAACACGUUGUACAUACACGUAUCGCGAAAACUAGGGGAGGAGAAUUAUCAAUGCUGACCCAUCCUCCACACAGAUUAUUAUACAUAAAAGAGUAUAUAAAUAAAUAUAAAUAUAUAUAUAUUUUUUUGUUGCAAUCGACUUUGACCUGGGCAGGGCUCCAGAGUGUCCUAAUAUUAUUACGAUAUAUCAGUAUUUUGUGUAUUUUUUUAUCAAGUUGACAAAAUAACAAUUGUUAAUAUAUUGUGCAAAAAUAUCAAACAGAUACCGUCCAAGAAUAAACUGUAAAAUUGACA